AAAUUGAAUAAGACGAAAGCUACUAUUUUUGCUGAAAGAAUAGGUGUUAAAGAUUUUAACGCUUCUCAAGUCAGGAUGGAGAAGUUUGGAAAGUGUUAUGAUAUCAAAAUGAAUCAAAUUCAUGACAAGGCUGGUUUAACAGACAUAGAGUUGCUUCAGAUUGACAAGACUGCUAUCAAAGAGAAGAUAGAGGUUUAUAGUGCUUGUGACAUCUAUAAAUUUGAUGAAACAGUACUUUUCUAUGCUGCUCCACCAAGAAAAACGAUUUCUUACCAGAAAUUUUCUGGUUGGAAGGGAAAUAAGAAGUGGCUUACAGUUAACCUUUUGUGCAAUGCCAAUGGAACAGACAAGUGGUCUGAUAUAUUAAUUAUUAGUCAUGCAAGGAGACAAAACUGUUUUAACAAAAACAAUAAAAAACAAGAGGCAGUAGAUCAUAGAUUCUUUAUGUAUCAUUACAACAAUAAUGCCUGGAUGACACGAUCAAUCUUCCAUGUUUUCUUCCAUCACUUUGAUCAUUCAAUGAAAGCGCAAAACUGCAAAGUGCUUUUGAUCCUUGAUAAUUUCUCUGGCCAUAAAGUAAAUUAUGUGCCUACAAAUGUUGAGCUUCUUUUUCUGUCUCCAAACACCACAUCCCACCUUCAGCCAUUGGAUGGUGACAUCAUUUGA
Messenger RNA from Phycomyces blakesleeanus NRRL 1555(-), 666 nucleotides. RefSeq lists its product as hypothetical. Gene Ontology annotation, molecular function: DNA binding. NCBI's taxonomy places the organism in Eukaryota, Fungi, Mucoromycota, Mucoromycetes, Mucorales, Phycomycetaceae. The annotation marks the transcript as partial. The transcript has a single exon. The record is from RefSeq and is a predicted model, not a curated record. Gene Ontology annotation, cellular component: nucleus.